Molecule: messenger RNA, 1656 nt
Organism: Fonsecaea nubica
Lineage: Eukaryota; Fungi; Ascomycota; Eurotiomycetes; Chaetothyriales; Herpotrichiellaceae
Exons: 1
Coding region: 1-1656 (551 amino acids)
Biological process (GO): polysaccharide biosynthetic process
Cellular component (GO): membrane
Molecular function (GO): acyltransferase activity, transferring groups other than amino-acyl groups
Source: RefSeq, a predicted model, not a curated record
AUGAGUCAACACGAGCUUCAGACCCUCCGACAGCCUCUGAUGAAGGAGGAAAGAGAUGUCUUCCUAGACACAGACACGGAUACGGACACUGCUCCCCGCCAUGACUUCUCCUCUAGAUCUCUUCGACAAGUGCCCGAGCGAAUGCUCUCCACUGCCCUGUCGCAUGCCCGACCUGCCAGUCUCUACAAAGCCAGCAAACGAUUUGCCUAUUGCUUCGUCCCUCAAAUUGCGCGAUCUCGAUACUGGAAUGAUCAUGCUUCCAAGUCCAAGCAAUUCCCCACCAGCUAUCUCAAUGGCCUGCGAGGCAUCACCUCGAUCAAGGUCUUUACCUUCCACUGGAUAAUGGCAUUCAGCGACAUUGGCUUCGCGCCCUGGGGCACCAACGAUCGCCACCAUUAUGUCCUGGAGCUCCCCAUCGUCCGGUAUUUCUAUGCCGGCUUCACGGCUCAUGUCUUCUUCGGGAUUGCGGGUUAUUUGUCCUCUCUACGAUUGUUCCAGCUUCUCGACAAACGCGAUCAGACCUCGCAGGCCAAGGUCCUACUUAAUGUGUCGGGGGCUCUGUUCCGUCGAGCGUUCAGGCUCUAUCUCCCCGUCUUCAUCAUCACUCUCAUCACGGCUCACUACAUCCAUUUCGGCUUCUACGAAGGAAAUCGAGGCUACAUCACGGACCAUGGCAAACUUUUUCCCGGCGUCUGGAACGAACCCAAGCCUGAAAAGUUUGCGAGCUAUUAUCGCCAGAUGAGCUAUUGGGCCCGCGAAAUGUUCGACUUGACAAACAUCUUUACUCACGGCGCUGUCUACCCUUACCAUGAUCAGCAUUUGUGGUCUAUUCUGGCCGAGUUGAAGGGCUCCAUCUUUCUGUACCUGAUCUUGAUCGGCACCGCACAAUGCAAGAAAUACGUGCGCUUGGCAGGCCUGUGUGUGAUGACGGUCAUGUUUUUCUUAUGGAACCAUUGGGAGAUCUGGGUGUACAUUAUCGGGGCCGUCGUGGCACAAAUUGACCUCCUUCUCACCGAACGCGAGCAGGAAAAGAAACUCACGCUGGUUCCAGACCGACUACCUCCGUCGCCACCUCACUCACCGAAGCCUGACUACAAGCCGCCUCCUACCUGGUCUGAUUACGUCUCGACCCCUCCCAAGGCAGGUUUACGCGCUCUUCGAGUCCUAGGGUUUUUGCUGGCUUUCUACUUCCUGUCCUAUCCAAUUGAUGGCUCAAGAGACUACGCUCCAGGCUAUAUGACGCUCAACAAGCUCAUUCCUGCGUGGAUGGAGCGCAAGGACAAGUUCUACCCCAACAUUGGCACCGGCCUGCUGCUCUUGCUUCUCGCCCGCGGCGACCCCGACACUUCGAUCUGGCGACGCAUUCUCAACAGCAGCGUACCGCAAUACUUGGGCAAGAUCAGUUUUGCCCUCUACCUGGUCCACGGCCCCAUCAUGCACGCGGUCGGAUACAUGAUCCCCCACCGGAUAUGGUGGUCUAUGGGCGUGCAGGGCGUCGACACCACCGAUCUCGUAUGGACCGGGACCAUGCUCAUCGGCUGGAUAAUCACCCUCUCGCUGUCCCUGUGGGCGGCCGACGUCUGGACGAGGGAAGUGGAGGGCAGAUGUGUCAAGACGGUCAAGAAAUUGGAGGAAUGGAGCUUUGUCAAGGCCUGA